Dioscorea cayenensis subsp. rotundata (Guinea yam) is the source of this 684-nucleotide messenger RNA. RefSeq names its product crossover junction endonuclease EME1B-like. Gene Ontology annotation, biological process: DNA repair. The record is from RefSeq and is a predicted model, not a curated record. Lineage: Eukaryota; Viridiplantae; Streptophyta; Magnoliopsida; Dioscoreales; Dioscoreaceae. Gene Ontology annotation, cellular component: Holliday junction resolvase complex; nucleus.
AUGUCCAUAAUAAAUGAAAUUAUUAUUAUUGUCAUCAAAGUGUUGGACCAUGUCCAUAAAGUUCAAACUCAUUAUCCAAAUUUCACAAUUUGCUACCUCACAAACAAGUUGAUGAGGUACAUUAAUAAAUGUGAACAAGCUCAGUAUAAGAAUCAGACGAAUAGCAGUAGCUGCUGGAAACAUCCACUAGUCGAGGAGGUUUUGUCAAAAUUAACCACUCAUUUUACAAAUGUGCGCUCGAGGCAGUGUGUAGAUGAAGCUGAAUUGGCUGAUCAUGUUGUUGGUCUAACUUCUAGCCUUGCCAGUUGUCAAUUUAGGAAGAAGUUGACUCCACUAUCUGUAUAUGCCAAUGGAUCCAUUAUUUCUAAGGAUUGUCUUGAUAAGAACGAAUUUUGGUUGAAAGCAUUAGUAGCUAUUCCAAAAGUGCAGCCAAGAUUUGCCAUUGCCAUUUGGAAGAAAUAUCCGACUAUGAGAUCUCUCUUGAAUAUAUACAUGGAUCCUAAUAGAUCGGUUCAUGAGAAGGAAUUCCUGUUAAAAGAUUUGACAACCGAGGGUUUUUUUGGGCAAAAAGAUAGGAGGUUAGGUGAGAUGUGCUCCAAACGGGUGUACAGAAUAUUAAUGGCACAAAAUGGAAGCAUGGUGACUGAUGAUGUUGAGAAUGGUGCAGAUUUCUUCAGGAGCUGA